GGGAAAGGGUGAAAUUUUAACACUUAGCGUAGCUUCAACGAUUUGAAAUUUCAAAUUUGGUUAAAUAUCCCUUUAGCCACAAAUAUAGAGUAUAUUUAUUUGAUUUGGAUUUAUUUAGCCACAAAUAAAUAUGCUCUCUAUGAGCUGUUUUGUGAAGCAUCGGUUCUCUGCAUUAUACAUUAUCACCUUUUGCAUUUUAAGCUUGCGGAAAUCAUCGGGCAAUGGGCUACUUCAAUUAGAGGUUCAGCAAGAUUAUGUGGUGUUAGAUAAUGGAUUGCUCCAACUUACCUUCACAAAACCAGGAGGCCAUCUCAUUUGCAUACGCUACAAUGGACUCGACAACUUGCUUGAGCUCCACAAUCCACUGCUAAAUGGAGGGUUUUGGGACCUUAAUUGGAGCAAACCUGGCACUUCAGGCACUCGAGGAGAAUUUGAUGUUGCUAAUGGAACAGAUUUCCAAGUUGUGGUACAAAAUGAGGAACAAGUAGAGCUAUCCUUCACUAGAAAAUGGGAUGCUUCCAUGCUAGGACAGUAUGCCCCUUUGUCUAUAGACAAAAGGUUCAUAAUGCUGUGCGGCUCGUCUGGUUUCUACUCGUACGCCAUCUAUCAACGCGAUGAGACCAUGCCAGCGUUCUACUUGAACGAGGCCCGGAUCGCCCUCAUGCUCAACAUAGAAAAGUUUGUGUACAUGGCCAUGUCAGACGACAGACAGAGGCGUCUGCCACGGCCCGAGGACCGUGUCCCUCCACGGGGGAGGGAGUUGGCAUUCCCUGAAGCAGUUCUCCUAGUUGAUCCAAUAGAGCCAGAAUUCAAAGGAGAAGUGGAUGAUAAAUACCAAUACUCAUGUGAAAAUAAAGACAACAAGGUGCAUGGAUUCAUAUGCACUGAUCCCACUAUAGGGCUGUGGCAAAUCAGCCCAAGCAAUGAGUUCAGGACUGGAGGGCCUAUCAAACAGGACCUCACUUCUCAUGUCAACCCGACCACAUUGGCCAUGUUCGUGAGCACUCACUACGGAGGGGAGGAUCUAGUGGUGAAGUUCGGAGACGGGGAAGAGUGGAAGAAAGUUUUUGGACCAGUUUUUAUAUACCUUAACUCAGUGUCUGAUUAUACAAAUGAUAGUAAUGCUUUUUUGUGGAGUGAUGCUAAAGACCAGAUGAAGAAAGAAGUUGAGAAAUGGCCAUAUAGCUUCCCUGUUUCAGAAGAUUUCUUACAUGUUGAUCAAAGAGGGAGUGUUUGUGGUAGAUUAUUUGCUCAAGACAGGUACAUUUCUGAGGGGAAAAUAGCAGCAAAGGGUGCUUUUGUGGGGCUGGCUCCACCAGGAAAAGAUGGAUCAUUUCAAAAGGAAGCAAAAGGAUACCAAUUCUGGGUAAAUGCAGAUGAUGAUGGUUAUUUCAAAAUUACCAAUAUUAGGCCUGGAGUUUACAAUAUCUAUGCAUGGGUCCCAGGCUUCAUUGGUGAUUAUAGAUGUGACAAAGAUAUAGUUGUGGCACCAGGCAGUUCAAUAGAUCUGGGCGAUCUUGUGUAUUUCCCUCCAAGAAAUGGAGCAACACUAUGGGAAAUCGGCAUCCCGGAUCGAUCUGCAGCCGAGUUCUACGUUCCUGACCCCGACCCUAUGUAUAUCAACAAGCUACUUGUAAAUCUCCCUUCACACAGGUUUAGGCAGUAUGGGUUAUGGCAGAGGUAUGCAGAUUUGUACCCAAAUCAAGACUUGGUUUACACUAUUGGCACUAGUGAUUACAAGAAAGAUUGGUUUUAUGCUCAAGUUACAAGAAAAAUUGGAGAGAGUGCAUAUAAAGCAACAACGUGGCAGAUAAAGUUCGAAUUGGACGAGAUCGCAGAGAGUGGUAAAUACACACUGCGGAUCGCUCUAGCAUCUGCAACUUUCUCCAUACUAGAGGUGAGGGUGAACAAGAAUGGGCUAGGCGAGGCGUUGUUUUCAAGCGGAUUAAUUGGAAGCGACAACACAAUAACAAGGCAUGGGAUUCAUGGGCUUUAUUGGCAAUUCAAUGUGGAGAUGGAAACAUCUCUUUUCAACGAAGGAGAUAACACAAUAUACCUCACACAAGCUAGAAAUUUCAGUGCUUUGCAUGGAGUCAUGUAUGAUUAUGUUCGACUUGAGGCUCCUUCUUUCACCUCCAACAAACUGGCUUGAAGAGACAGAGAAAAAGAAAAUAAAUGUUCUAAAUUAUCUCCUUAAUUUCUUAUGUUUUGAGUGAACACUAAUAAACUAAUAAUCAUUUUCAGUUCUUAGUA
Salvia splendens (bonfire salvia) is the source of this 2253-nucleotide messenger RNA. Its product is annotated as probable rhamnogalacturonate lyase B. Lineage: Eukaryota; Viridiplantae; Streptophyta; Magnoliopsida; Lamiales; Lamiaceae. The transcript is spliced from 16 exons. Gene Ontology annotation, biological process: carbohydrate metabolic process. The coding region runs from base 131 to 2152 and encodes 673 amino acids. The record is from RefSeq and is a predicted model, not a curated record. Gene Ontology annotation, molecular function: carbohydrate binding; catalytic activity.